AUAAAGCCCAAUUAAGCCCAAUCUUAGUAUCGCAUUAAUUUAGAUUUCUUUGGUUAUAAACCCUAAAACGAAACCCUAGAUGAUUCAAUAGAGUUCUCGGCAGGUAAGCAUCAAUGGAUACGCCGAACGAUUUGAUGAGAGAAGAGAAGGGACAAAAAGUGUCUGAAAAUCACGAUUGGUCUAAACUUUGUCCCGAUCUUUUGCAAAACAUCAUUGAAAGAUUGAGUUUUGUUGAUUUUUACAGAGCACAAAUCGUUUGCUCAGAUUGGUAUACGGUUUGGAAAACAUGCGUAAAAAAGACAUUGUAUCCAUGGCGGAUCUUAUACGAUGAUGUUUCUUUGAUGUUGUUUGAUCCUAGAGAAGACAAGAAGACAAGGAAACUCCUCGGACUCUCCGACGACAGCUAUUAUAUGGCUAGUUUUGGAAAUUGGCUCUUGAUGGUAGAUUCUCGUCUAGAUUUCUAUAUCUUUAACCUGAUAACAUGUCAAAGGAUCGAUCUUCCAUCGAUGGAGACGCCAAUUCACAAAAGGAUCAAUAUUUCAUCGAGGAAGUCGUCAAGUCAUGAUGGACACACAGUGAGAUUCAAGCGAAGUAAUGCUCCGGAAUAUGGCGAAUGGGGACACUUUGUCGAAUACGGCAAGUGUGGACAGUCGGCCAAGCCUUGUCGUAAGGACCACGUAUCGAAACUCAUUUACGGAAGCCAAAGAUCAGCUGUUCUGUGGAUAAACGAGAAGACGGGUGAUUAUGUGGUUGCUUGGAUUUUUAAACAGCAUUACUUGUUCACAUACAAGAAAGGAGAUGAAUCAUGGUGGAACUGGAAUAAUAACUGGAAAUUCGGUCAAGGACGCGUAAAUUUGGGUUAUUUGGAUUUGGCUUAUGAAAACAGCAAGCUUUAUCUCUAUACUACCGAUGGUCACAUCAAGAUUAUCAAUUUCUCUGGAGAUUUCCCUAAGGAAGAAAUCGAAAAUAACCCGUAUCUGGAUCAUCCUUUUAACUAUGCUCCGCAUGGAUUGGAACUUAUUUCGAGGAGGAGAAUAGCCAUUCAGAAAUCAGGAGAGGUUUUGAUCAUCGUGAGUUUAUUAGACCUACUACUUGAUGAAAGAGCACUUUUGUUUUACAUCUUUAAGAUGAAUCUUGAGAGUGGCAAAUGGGAAAGAGAGCAUUCUAUUGGAGAUGAUGAGAUGAUAAUAUUUGGUCAUGGGGUUACAAUAAGAGCACCGGUUCAAGAUGUUGGUGAUGGAAUCAAGACUGGUUCAAUCUGUUUCGUUAAAGAUGACGUUGGUACAUGAUAUAAUUGUGCUUCAAAUUGCGGUGUCUUCGAUCUUGCCACAAGUGAGAUCACAUGGCCUAAUAGAGUCGGUGUUAAAACUCAAUGGUUUGUUCCAGGAUAUGCUUAGUCUUUUGUUUAACUAGUUUUUCUUCAAUUUUGAUUCAAGUACUUUUUGUUUGUUGCUGUCCUUCUCUUCUUUUUGUUGUGAUUUUUUAUUUAAUAUAAGCAUGGAUUUGUAGUGAAAUAUUUCAGAAGGUUCAGAGACAAGAUUAUGUCAUUGUCAGCCAUUGAUUUAUUAA
Messenger RNA from Arabidopsis lyrata subsp. lyrata, 1569 nucleotides. RefSeq names its product putative F-box protein At5g38270. Bases 114 to 1289 code for a protein of 391 amino acids. The record is from RefSeq and is a predicted model, not a curated record. The transcript has a single exon. Gene Ontology annotation, molecular function: protein binding. Lineage: Eukaryota; Viridiplantae; Streptophyta; Magnoliopsida; Brassicales; Brassicaceae.